Molecule: messenger RNA, 1739 nt
Organism: Cajanus cajan (pigeon pea)
Lineage: Eukaryota; Viridiplantae; Streptophyta; Magnoliopsida; Fabales; Fabaceae
Source: RefSeq, a predicted model, not a curated record
ACGCCACACAACCUCUGUCUAAUGACAAUAGUACCCUUCCUUAUGUAACCAUCAUUCCUAAACAUUUUCCUAACCAAAAACAUCCAACCCACGUAUCGGAUUCAAUUCCUCCUUAAAUUUCCAUCAUCGUCAACACUUUCAUAACUAAUGAGGUAAAUAACUUAAAAAAUCCAACAUGACAUUUUCGUAAAUUACUAUAAACCACAGAAGGAUUAGUCACUAGUCACACCCCCUACAAAUAUCUCCCACCUCUUCACAACACACACUGUCAAAGUCCGAAGCCCGAAGCCCGCCACAUAACCCAAACCAUGCACUCCGUCACCGCGCAAACUCUUCCACCCGCGUGGGGUUCUAGAAGUUUCCACCGCCGACAGCACCGCCACCUAGUCCCGCCGCCGAAUGCCGCGGCGCUAAAAGCGCGAAGGACCCACUCAAUGCCGGCGGAAAAGGUGGAGGUGUUCAAGUCGCUGGAGGGGUGGGCCUCGCAGUGGGUCCUCCCGCUGCUGAAGCCCGUGGAGCAAUGCUGGCAGCCUCAAAGCUUCGUCCCGGACUCGUCGUUGCCGUACGAAGAGUUCAGCGAUCAGGUGAAGGAGCUCCGCGAACGCACCAAGGAGCUACCCGAUGAAUACUUCGUGGUGCUCGUCGGUGACAUGGUCACGGAAGACGCGCUACCCACUUACCAGACCAUGAUCAACAACCUCGACGGGGUCAGAGAUGAGUGCGGCACCAGCCCAAGCCCGUGGGCCGUCUGGACCCGGGCCUGGACCGCAGAAGAAAACAGACACGGGGAUUUGCUCAGAACUUAUUUGUACCUUUCCGGUCGAGUUGACAUGUCCAUGGUCGAGAAGACCGUCCAUUACCUCAUUAGUGCUGGCAUGGACCCAGGAACGGAGAACAACCCGUAUUUGGGGUUUGUGUACACGUCAUUCCAAGAGCGAGCGACGUUUGUGGCGCACGGGAACACGGCUCGGCUAGCGAAGGAGGGCGGGGAUCCGGUGCUGGCGCGCAUAUGCGGGACCAUCGCUGCGGACGAGAAGCGGCACGAGAACGCGUACUCGAGGAUCGUGGAGAAGCUUCUAGAAGUGGACCCCUCGGGCGCGAUGGUGGCCAUAGGGGACAUGAUGGAGAAGAAGAUCACGAUGCCGGCGCACCUUAUGUACGAUGGGGAGGACCCCAAGCUAUUCGAGCACUACUCCGCGGUGGCCCAGCGUUUGGGCGUGUACACGGCCAAUGACUAUGCUGACAUUAUGGAGUUUUUGGUCGGACGGUGGAGAUUGGAGAAGCUGGAGGGUUUGACGGCUGAGGGAAAGAGGGCGCAGGAUUACGUGUGUGGGUUGGCGCCCAGGAUUAGGAAGUUGCAAGAGCGGGCCGAGGAGCGAGCGCGUAAGAUGAAGCCUCACGCCGUUAACUUCAGCUGGAUCUUCAAUAAACAACUGCUUUUGUAAAGUCAGUGGAAUUGGUCAACGUCAUGCUACGAGGUUGUCCAAGUGACUUAUGAUGAGUUUUGUUGGUUGGUGGUACUUAGAAUAACCAAAUAACAUGGAUUGCGUGUAAUGGGCAUUGUUGGAUUUGAUCCAUGGUUGUUCUAGUGGAUACAAAACCAGUAGGACUUUUGCUCUCUGUGUAAUGUUUGGCUUAGCUUCCUGCUAUUUAUUUAUUUUAAUUCUGCUAGUUAAAAUAACUUAUUUUGUAAUUAAUUUCUGUAUCGGGUAAUAAUUAAUAUACUAAUAGUAAUACCA